AUGGACACCAUUACUCUCCUUCAGGGCGACCCUGACUCUAACCUGACGCCUUUGAUUCUCGUUCACGCGAUUUCUGGCCUUGCAUUGCCAUACUUCGCCCUCGGCCCUCUCUCCGAGAUCGAAGAGGAUCGCCCUGUCUAUGGCAUCUCUUCUCCAAUGUACACAUCGACCUUGGCAAACCCAUUGAAUGGCACUUUGUCACAGGUGGCAGAAGAAUACGUCUCAACUGUCCGUCGUGAGAUCCAACCUUUUGGCCCAUAUCUCCUAGGUGGAUGGUCGAUGGGUGGAAUGAUUGCUAUGGAGAUGGCAGCGAUACUCCAGGCACAGGGCGAUGAAGUACCACACGUCAUACUGAUCGAUUCAGUAAAUCCAAGAUACUUUCCAAAGUUUCAAGACAAGAAGCAACACGAUAUCCAAGCAGCAAUCACAUACAACGCUAUCGCUACACGUAUGAACGCCCCUGCGAUCCCACUAUUUCAAUGUGGCCUCUUUGAGGAUGACUACUACAGCAGCAGUGGUGAAGAGAGCAACAACGACAGUGACAGUGAAGAGUUUGCCGAAGAGCUAUCCGUCCCUGAAAUGCUAGGAAGGAUGAGAAAACAUAUUCACCAGGGACUUGGUGUGCUGGCUUCACAGGGAAGCAGAGUCGAUGAAUUUGAUUUCAGCGAAACAGAGGUCACCUUGAUUAGGUGCACCGUUCGCGAGAAUAUAGAUUCCCUGGUCAAUGAACGCCGCAAGAUGCUGGCCCAGAAGAGGUCUCAGGAUAAUACACUACUAUGGCCCGCCGAAUCUUUCAAGUCCUUUAACACUCUGACUAUUGACGCAACACACGAUGGAUGCUUUGACUCCGAACACGCUGAUGAACUUACAUAUCUCGUUAAGCAUGUGUUGGACAAUCUUGACUACUAA
Messenger RNA from Arthroderma uncinatum, 909 nucleotides. RefSeq lists its product as uncharacterized. The record is from RefSeq and is a predicted model, not a curated record. Lineage: Eukaryota; Fungi; Ascomycota; Eurotiomycetes; Onygenales; Arthrodermataceae. Bases 1 to 909 code for a protein of 302 amino acids. Gene Ontology annotation, biological process: biosynthetic process. The transcript has a single exon.